AUGAAGAUCCACACGCGAGAUGGCAUCAUGGACUUUCUUCUACGCACGGAGAGAUUUUUGAAGAGCAGCGAGCAGCUGGACGAGGACCAGAUCAAGUUCCGUUUAGAGAAAUUGGAGGUUAAAUGGAGCGAGUUCGAGGAGGUGCAGUCGGAGAUCGAAGGCUGCGAGGAAUAUGAGAGUAAUGUCGACGAACAUCGAAACGUAAGGGCUGACUUUGAGGAGAGAUACUUUGCGGUAAGGGCAGGGUUGGUGAAAAAGUUGCCUCGAUCUACAGGGCAGGUUUCAGCACAGAAUUCCAGCGAUUGCCUUGACCCGGCCAACGUACACACAUAUGUACGACUACCGCAAAUAAAUUUGCCGGAGUUUGAUGGCAAUUAUGAAAAAUGGCUUCCGUUUCAUGAUACGUUCAGAGCCCUGAUAGAUUCUUCCCCGCAGUUGAGCAAUAUUCAAAAAUUUCAUUACUUGAAGGCUGCUCUCAAGGGUGAUGCACUUAGACUAGUCGAUUCCUUUCCGAUGAGUGAUGCGAACUAUAGGGUGGCUUGGGAUGGCUUGGUUUCGAGAUUUUCCAACCGUUAUCUACUAAAAAAGCGUCAUUUGAAUGCAUUGUUUGAAUAUCCAAAGAUAAAGAAGGCAUCUGCGGCGGGAUUACACGACUUAAUUGACUGUUUUGAGCGAAACACGCAGAUCCUGGACCAGUUAGGAGAAGCAACAAGUGGUUGGGGAGCAAUGUUGACGCAUUUGAUGGUUUCAAAGCUUUGUGACAGUGCACAGGUACAGUGGGAAGAGCACGUUUCGCAGAAUGAUGAUCCCUCUUUCAAGAUGCUGAUUGCGUUCCUGAAGACGCAGACCCGGGUGUUGGAUGCAGUGUUGGUGGAUCAACGAACGUCAAGUUCAAACAGCGGGCCAUCGACUACUGAUGGUAAGGUUCAUUCGAUUAAGCUUUCGGUCAACGCGGCGACUGAAACUACUGGUCCAAACUGCAUGGCAUGCAGCGAGCAACAUUUCUUGUCACGAUGUCCUUCGUUUAAUAAUCUGGCGGUUGAUGAGCGGUUACAGUUAACCAAUUCGAAGCGGCUGUGUAGUAACUGUUUGGGGCGCAAUCAUUUGGCACGGGAUUGUCCUUCUAAAUAUCGAUGUCGAACUUGUUCCAGGAAACACCACACUCUACUCCAUCCUGGAUUUCCUGGAUCUGGCCCAGUUGCAACCCAGACAGUGAAUCAAGACGAAAGCACGGUUUCCCCGCAAUCUUCCGUCGCCGUAUCGCACUCUGGUGAAUCGGUUUCUAGUUCAGCGGUAUCGAUUUCUUCAAAUAUGGCAGUGGGGUACGCAAGAUCUCAUGUAUUUUUGCUCACAGUGCUGUUGAAAGUAAAGGACAAUUGGGGAAGGAGUCACUACGCAAGGGCGUUACUAGAUUCUGGUUCACAGGCCAACUUGAUGUCCGAACGGCUCUGCCAGCUUCUGAGGCUACCUAGACGUGAUAAAAGGGUGGAAAUUGUAGGGAUCGGCCAAUCUCGGAGACAAACUGCGUACGAAGUUUCGGCGAAUAUCACUUCAAGAGUUCGUGAUUUCUCUCUGUCGAUGGAUUUUUUGGUUUUGGGGCAGGUUACAGAUAACCAGCCAUCUACGUCACUUCCAUUAGCAAACUGGAAGCCACCACAGGGCAUGGAUUUAGCUGAUCCCGAAUUUUAUGUUUCUGGGGCCAUCGAUCUGGUGCUGGGAUCACAGUUCUUUUACGACUUCCAUCUACUCGAUGGUGGCCGGCUUCAGAUUCGCAAAGUCGGCAAAGAAUUACUAUCAUUCGUCAAUACAGUGUUUGGUUGGGUGGCUACUGGGGAAACGAAUCUUUGUGAGGACGUUGAGAAGGUUUGUUGCCAUAUGGCUUUGGCAGAUCCGCUAGAUAAGGCAAUCGAGAAGUUCUGGGUAAUUGAAGAGCUUUCAGAAAAACCGCUUCGGUCACAGGAGGAAAAAGACUGCGAGAUCCACUUUCAGAACACAAUCACACGAGACGAAUCGGGGCGUUACGUAGCACGAUAUCCCAAGCGGGUGGGAUUUCAUGAGAUGAUCGGUGAAUCAAAGAACACAGCUUUGCGAAGGCUUGAACAAAUCGAGAGACGGUUUGCGAAGGAUGCUAACUUACGUAACCACUAUAACGACUUCAUGCAGGAAUACAUCAAGCUGGGACACAUGAAGGUUGUUGGAACAUCGGACGAGGUUCACAAAGCCGACAAUACGGUUUGCUAUCUUCCACAUCACCCGGUCUUCAAGGAAUCGAGCUCAACUACGAAAAUACGGGUGGUGUUCGACGGAUCUGCCAAAACAUCCACCAACCAUUCUUUGAACGAAGCACUUCUCACCGGACCAGUGAUUCAGGACGAACUCUUCGAUCUCAUGCUCCGGUUUCGCAAACACGCGGUAGCGUUGGUUGCGGAUGUUGAGAAGAUGUAUCGACAAAUUCGCAUACAUGCCGAAGAUACUUCUCUGCAGCGGAUUUUAUGGCGAUUCGAUUCAUCCGAGCCGGUUAACACUUACGAACUUCAGACGGUCACAUAUGGCUUAGCUCCAUCGUCCUUUCUCGCCACGCGAGUGUUGAAGCAGCUUGCAUCGGAUUUGGAAGGCAUGUACAAAACUGGCGCGCGAGCUGUAUCGGAGGAUUUCUACAUGGACGAUUUCCUUUCCGGGGCUGACUCUAUCGAGUAG
Messenger RNA from Topomyia yanbarensis, 2697 nucleotides. RefSeq lists its product as uncharacterized. The record is from RefSeq and is a predicted model, not a curated record. Bases 1 to 2697 code for a protein of 898 amino acids. NCBI's taxonomy places the organism in Eukaryota, Metazoa, Arthropoda, Insecta, Diptera, Culicidae. The transcript has a single exon.